AUGCUGCCCAUGACUGCUUGCAAAGACACCUCGUUGGGAGUUCCAUUCACGUUGUUGGGAUGUAUGACUUACAUGUCAGCAUUGUUCACGAAAAAGUCAAUACUGAAGAAAGAAUUUGAAGCGAUACCUUUUCCCGAAGUGUUCGUUCAAAAGGUUAUGGGAGAAUUCGUUUCUGCACAGUUUGAUCGCGGAGUAAAUGGUCGACAAGCUGCUCGAUUAGCAGUAUCAUCGUUAGAGAAGGACAAACUUGUUGCUCAUCUGCUUGCAUUGGGUCUAACUUUGAGCCCUGCUUGUUCGCUUCCCAUCACUCCGUGGCAAACUGCUUUAAGGACAAGUCCUCGAUUUUUGGAGAAGGUAUGCUCAAUGCUUUAA
Molecule: messenger RNA, 372 nt
Organism: Strongylus vulgaris
Lineage: Eukaryota; Metazoa; Nematoda; Chromadorea; Rhabditida; Strongylidae
Source: the annotation of a GenBank genome assembly